Colias croceus (clouded yellow) is the source of this 1030-nucleotide messenger RNA. RefSeq names its product carbonyl reductase [NADPH] 3-like. The record is from RefSeq and is a predicted model, not a curated record. Gene Ontology annotation, molecular function: carbonyl reductase (NADPH) activity. The coding region runs from base 114 to 938 and encodes 274 amino acids. Lineage: Eukaryota; Metazoa; Arthropoda; Insecta; Lepidoptera; Pieridae. The transcript has a single exon.
UGAUUUUCGACUGAUAAUCGAAAAUGACCGGGGUGUAAAUGUCAUUUUUACUAAAAAUAUUUAUAUUUACAAGUUAUAUUUCAUAUUAGUUUAUAAAAUUUUGUUCAUUUAAAAUGGCAACCAAAGUAGCUAUAGUCACAGGUGGAAACAGAGGGUUAGGUUUUGAAAUUGUUAAAGGAUUAUGUCAAAAGUUCGACGGUGUUGUGUACCUCACAGCUAGAAACGAAGAAAGAGGUCAAAAAGCAGUUCAGGAUCUAGAACGAAUUGGUUUGCGACCGCAUUUCCAUAUUUUGGACGUUACAAGUGAUGAAUCCGUUGAACAGUUUGCUUCCUUUAUAAAAUCACAGCACGAGGGCAUUGAUGUUUUCGUAAACAACGCGGGUAUACUUGAUUUUGAUAAAGCUGUUUCUUCCUUCGAUGAUGCCAAAAAACUUCUCGAUACAAAUUUUUACAGCCUGCUAAGGAUAACGAAAUUUUUAUUUCCUCUUUUGACACAUACAGCUCGGAUUAUUAAUAUCAGUAGUGACUGGGGUCUCUUAUCAAACAUCAGGAAACAGAAUUGGCUGGAUACAUUGAUAAAAGAUGAUUUAACUGUUGAUGAGAUUUUACAAUUUGUGGAUGAAUUUUUGCAAGCUGUAAAGAAUGGUAAAAAUGGAUUUCUUUCUUUCGCUGGCCACUAUAGUGAUUAUAAGGUUUCUAAAGUAGCCUUGUCAGCUCUGACUUUUGUACAGCAAAGGGAAUUUAUCACGCAGGGUAAAGAUGUAUCUGUCAACUGUGUCCAUCCGGGUUUUGUAAAAACCGACAUGACUAAGGGCAUGGGAGAUUUUUCUCCUGAACGUGGUGCUAGAGCUCCUUUGUACUUAGCGUUAGAAGCUCCACAAUCCCUUAAGGGAACCUUCAUUUGGCAUGAUUGUCAUCAAGUCAACUGGGAUGAUUGAAUAUAUGUUACUUAUUAUUGUUUCAAUCCUGUGAUAAUAUUUAGUGUCACAACACUUUAAAAUUAAUAAUAUAUGUUUUUUUUUAGUUUAAA